This is a messenger RNA of Meloidogyne enterolobii, 336 nucleotides long. Lineage: Eukaryota; Metazoa; Nematoda; Chromadorea; Rhabditida; Meloidogynidae. The record is from the annotation of a GenBank genome assembly.
AUGCCUUUUACAGAAUGCCUUUGCGGACAGCAUUUGCAGAAGGUAGAAUGCGAGCUGGACAUUUACCAAAUAUAUCACCGAAUGGAUGUAAUUCCCGCCUUUGUGAAACGACAACCUGUCCGUCGCUGUGGAACUCUUUUGAUUAAACACAUUCAAAAAGUAUGCAACGGCUGUCUAAGAUCAUCUACUGAUUCUAAUCCAAUGGUUAUGACAAAAAGAAUAUCAGCAGAAUCAAGGAAUCGAUUGAAAAGAGAUGCAGGAUUUAGCAAGAUAACAGAUAUCUGCUGUACACAACGAGCAUGCGAUGACGACGAGUUAAAACCAUUUUGCUGUUGA